AGGAGGUUUUCCAAAACGGAUGAGCGAUUUGAUUAGCUUGAGACAUCUAAACUACUACCAUGAUGAUGAAGAAUUUAUUAUGCCGGUGCAGAUGGGACGAUUGACUUGUCUUCAAACUCUAGAGUUCUUUAAUGUAAGUCAAAAAAGGGGAUGUGGCAUCGAAGAGCUUGGGACCUUGAAAUAUCUGAAAGGAUCGUUGACUAUAAGAAAUCUUGGACUAGUGAAGGGCAAAGAAGCAGCUAAACAAGCAAAAUUGUUCGAAAAGCCAAAUCUGUCUCGCUUGGUGUUUAAAUGGAAGAGUGGGGAUCGAGAAAGCGAUAACUGUGAUGAGAAUGUGCUGGAAGGUCUCCAACCUCACCCAAAUUUGCAAGAGUUGGAAAUUCGAUAUUUCAUGGGUAAUAAAUUUCCGCAAUGGUUUAUGAAUUUGGCAAAUUUGGUGGGGUUGCGGAUAGAAGAUUGCCAGAGAUGCAGUGAACUCCCUACAGUCGGACAACUGCCAUCCCUCAAACGUCUCUAUUUGAAAAGAUUGGACAACAUUCGAUCUGUUGGAGAUGAAUUCUACGGUGUUACUACUAAUGAGGAGGAGGAGGGCAGAUCACGAGCAUCAGGGAGCUGCACUAGAAGACGGAAAUUCUUUCCAGCCCUUGAAGAACUUCGUGUAGAAUAUAUGGAGAAUUGGGUAGAGUGGAAGGAUGCAGACCAAGUAGAUGUCUUUCCCAUGCUGAGGGAUUUUCACAUUCUAAGUUGCCGUAAGCUAACAAGUAUAAAAACGGGUCACGGCACUGCUUCUAUUGAGGAGUUGAGUAUCGACACUUGCGACAAUCUUAGGGAGCUGCCAGAAGAUGUGUUUGGAUCGAGUUUGCAGCAGCUGACCAUAAAAACUUGCGCAAGAUUAAUUAAUCUGGGAGUAAAUGGACAGAAAUGCCCCCUACCAUGUCUUACGCGAUUGUUUAUUUGGGGUUGCGAUGGGUUGACCACUAUAUCCGACAAAAUGUUCGAGUCAUGCCCGUCUCUGCGGUCCCUGUCGGUGGGGUGGUGCCCCAGUCUGGUGUCGUUUUCGCUUAAUUUGCAGGAGACGCCUUCUCUCGAGGAAUUCAGCUUACUCCGAUGUCCCAAAUUGAUCCCUCAUAGGUUCAAAGGAUUUUCUUUUGCCACCAGCUUAAGAAAAUUGAGCAUCGGUCCCGUCUCCUUAAUGGAUGAUUUUGAUUGGUCUGGCUUAAUAUCUGCUUCAACACUCCGUAGCCUUCAAUUAGAAGCGUUGCAUCACUCGGAGUCCCUGCCACACCAGAUUCAAUACUUGACAGCACUCACUAAACUGAGUCUUCACAACUUUGGAGGAAUAGAAGUGUUACCGGAUUGGAUUGGAAACCUUGUGUCCCUUGAAACCCUAGUACCAUGGAAUUGCGAAAAGCUUUGAUCUUUACCAUCCGAGGCCGCCAUGAGACGCCUCACCAAGUUAACUCGUGUUGAAGUUUAUUAUUGUCCUCUACUAAGACAACGAUACACUCCCCAAAGAGGCAUCUACUUGGAGGAGUAGAUUUCAAGUGAUCCGACGAGUAAUGCAAUGAAUGAUGGUGCUCAAACAUCAGCUUCAUGUUGUUUCCCAUUGUUGCUGAAGAAGAAGAGCUCAGGAGGUAUAUAGUGCACAAAAGUGAUAAUGCAGCACUUCUCUCCCCAAGAACUCUAAGUUUGCAUUCUAGAAGCAGACCUCAUGUUGUUGGACAAAGGACACUGCUGUUACCCAUUGCAUUUUUUACUAGAUUGCCAAGGGACACAAGUUAUUUUUCAUUGACCAGAGGAUUUGAAGAUGAAGGCAGUUAUCAAUGAUGUCAAUUUAGCUCAUUCGAUAGCAUUAGCUUUGAUGGAUGUUUCACAAAUAGUUGGUUUCUCAAACAUAAGUUUUUCGUUAUUUCCUGGUCAGAAUGCAGAAAGGAAGUUUUUAUAUAAACAUAGGUACUUAAUACAAAUGAAACAACGCCUUUCAUUAUUUGUACC
Coffea arabica (coffee) is the source of this 1995-nucleotide messenger RNA. NCBI's taxonomy places the organism in Eukaryota, Viridiplantae, Streptophyta, Magnoliopsida, Gentianales, Rubiaceae. The record is from RefSeq and is a predicted model, not a curated record.